Caenorhabditis sp. 36 PRJEB53466 is the source of this 12836-nucleotide messenger RNA. NCBI's taxonomy places the organism in Eukaryota, Metazoa, Nematoda, Chromadorea, Rhabditida, Rhabditidae. The record is from the annotation of a GenBank genome assembly.
AUGAUUCCGGUUACAACUAUUGUCCCGGCUAUCGUUUUUGACUGUAAGCGAGCGAGUUCAUAGAAUCACCCAUAAUCUUUGUGUUUCUAGUGAAUCCCGGUCAAACUUGUGAUCCGAACUGUGCGUAUCAGUCUUGUCUCCAAAGAUGCGUAGGAGGAUCCACGUGCAGCAAUGCAAUAUGCACGUGUCCACAAGGAAGUUACGUUUUCAACAAUAUCUGUACUACAAACUUUGCUCAAAAUGAUAAUACGGUUUGUAGUUGAAACUUCACUUGAAACUUCAACUUUGAUUACAGAACUUUACCAGAACGGCAAGACCAGGAGAUGUUUGUGACAACACAAUUGUCUGCAUUGGAGGUUCGUCGUGUGUCAUCGGUACUUGUUCGUGUGACAUUGGAUACACUCCGAGCUCCGAUCGAACAUCUUGUGUUCUGAUUGACCGCUAUAACGUUAGAUCGAGAUCGUAUCCGAAAACCUUUUGCACAUUUGAUUCGGAGUGCACCGGAGGCUCCAUUUGUGUGGAUAAACGGUGCGCGUGUCGGAAUGACCAUGAAAUGAUCAAUGGAAAUUGCCAACUUGCGGUAACCGUAAAAACAUUUUUCUGAUUCAAUGCAUCUUCUUUCAGAAUCAACCUGGAUCCAGAUGCCAUACAAGUUUCUGUAGCAAAGGCGCCGAAUGUCGGAAUGGUUAUUGUGUCUGCGCAAAAACGAAUCAUUCGAACUCGGCAUUAGAUUGUGUGCCCGCAACUGGAACCACCACUAUGCUUGGUGAGUAUUUGAACCGAGUACGACUCAGAACCGUUCGUUACAGCAUAUCCGGGCUCAAAAUGCGAAAAGAGCACAACCUGUCAGAACACCUCGACUUGCCUUUUCGGUUUCUGUGUCAUUCCACAAGACGAAAGCGACAAAGAGAUGAACAGUCGGAAAAACCAUGAUAUAACAGCCAAAAGUACACAUCCGUUUUGUGAAUUAAGACGAAUAUUUGUGUUUCAGAGAAAUGCAGCAACUACAAAGACUGUGGAAAGCUUCAAACAUGCUCCACCGACGGAUUUUGCGAAUGCUCCUUUAACACUAAUCAAAUUAAUGGAGAAUGCGUUGCACGGCUUGCCUUUUAAUACUGAUUUCUAAUGAUAUUUUUGUAUAUUUGCAUGUGAACUAACUUAAUGAACUUUAACUAAUACGUACUAAUGUUUUAUAAAAAACAUACAAAUGAUUCUAGAUCCGGUGGCAAGAAGAAUUCCAACCGCGACAGUUUUGACGGAAUGUCCCAAAGACGGUUCAUGUAAACUUCCUGAUUGCUUCUGCACCAGGUAACAGGUAUUUCACAGAACUAUCUACUGAAAACUGAAAUUUUAGCUCUGGAAAGGUUCCUCCAAACAACCUUGACCCGAAACGAGUCCCGCAAAUGGUGAUGCUCUCGUUCGACGAUCCGAUCACAGACCGAAUAAUCAACACUCUCAAAUCAGUGUUCAGUGGAAAGAUUCGUAAUCCGAAUGGAUGCGCUAUUAAAGGAACCUUUUUUAUUUCUCACCAAUGGAACAACUAUGAUCAGACUCUCUGGUUGCACAGCAAGGGCAACGAGAUCAGUGUGAAUUCGAUCACAAGAGAAGACUUGUCCGGUCGGACUAAAGAAAGAUGGUACCGAGAGCAGAAGGGAAUGCGGGAAACUGUAGCAGAGUUCAGUUAUGUUGACAGAACUCAAGUCAUUGGAACACGAGCACCGGGCUAUAAGAUCGGAGGUUAGCUUAAUUUAACAUUUCUGAUUUUUCCACUUUUAUGUUUCAGGUGAUGCUCAAUUUGAAAUGAUGACUGAAAACAAUUUCACAUACGAUAAUUCUAUGCAAGUUAAUGGUGCGUAUUGGCCGCAAACCUUGGAUCACAAACUUGCGUGGGAGUGCGAUGGAAAAUGUCCCACACACACUCAUCGGGGUGUAUGGGAGAUUCCAGUUCAGAAUUUGCAAGCCGAUGACACUCGCUGGUACAAGACUUUGACCAGGGCUUUGAAAGUGAUAAAAAAUACUAAAAUAAGCAGUAUACCAAUGUGUUUCAGCCAAUCGACUCUCGGGAGUCAGUGAAGAAACUAUUGACGCGCAACUUUAUGAAUCACUACAAAACUAACCGUGCCCCGUUUGUUGUUUCACUCGAUACCGAGUUUUUGACGUAUCUUCCGGACAAUGGUGCUAUCUAUGCAUUGGAAGACUUCCUGAAAGAUGUAAUUCAUAUAACUGCCCAUAUCUGUUAACCAAUGCAAUGUUAUAGGUUGUUCAAAAGCAAGAUGUGUUUGUGGUAACCGGAACUCAGAUUAUUGACUGGAUGAAAAACCCGACCGACUUGAACGGCAUCAAGAAUCUCCGCUCGUGGCAAUGCAAAUUCCUCAUGAACGAUCACGUUCAGCCAUGUGAAGUGAGCAACACAAAUUUUUAACAUAUUUUCAAAAAGCUCAUUUCAGGUGCCAUCCACUUGCAGUUUCGACGGAAGAGCCCGUGGUCAGCUGGCGCAUAGCUUCAGAAUGUGCGGAGUCUGCCCCACUUCUUACCCAUGGAUCUAAUCUGAAUAUCAAAAGCAUCUAAUCAAAUAUUCAUUUUAUUUGUUCCUUUCCUACUUAACGCUCGUACCUUUUUUAUUAUAUUUCGAUCUCCAGUUUCAGUUAUAAAAAUGUCUGUCUUAGUCACCAUCUUCUCACAUUUAAUGCAUUCCACUCCGCACCACUAUCACUGAGAACUUUGAGUUUUUGCGGAGGGCGAAACCUCGCCGUUUUGUCUGCUUAUCUCGAGAUCUCUGCAAAAAACCGUUUGACGGGCGGGCGCGCCGGACACGGCAACAAGCACUCGAUGUUGUGCAACUCCCACCCCGAACCGUUACAACGGCGUACCACUUUAAGAUGAAGAUUGGCAGAAAAAAAAGAGAAGAAAGAAAUCUAAGGUCAAUAUUCCCACAGUCAAAUACUUCAUCCAAAGCAAAUAAAUCGCGUGUUGAACAAGACGAUUAUUCUUUGGCUGCGAUAUACCGUCUUUCACUAGAGCUUAGGAAUAAACGCGAAUCCUGGACCCAUCACAUUAAUCGGCUACUGUUAUUCUCUGUUUUCGGCACUUUUUUGUUAUUUUGUUCCAAUGUACAGAAUCUCGUCUUUUGUAUUCAUCAGUAUUGCACUUUUUUUCGCCAAAUGCGGUGAGUGGGCCACGUUUUUCUAGAAAUUUGGCUGGAAACAAAUCAGCAUCAGGAAGUAGCAUUCAUUCAUCCGGAACAUUUAUUUUUUCAAUCAGAAAACCUUUUCCCGCGCUUUUUACCGCUCGAGCUGCCAACUGUCAGACUCGGCCAUAACACAUAACCACACAAAUUCUCCACUUUGUUCUCCCAAUCUCCCGCCACUUCCCGACCGCGAUUUGCCCCGGUAGUCAAACAAAUCCGUGACUACUAGCCAGGCUGGCCACCGACAAAAAACGUUAGAGUCUAUGUACAAUCAAAUGUCGAGUUCAGACCGAACAGAAAUGUUUGAAUAAUGACGAUGGAUAUUGAAUUUCGGUUACAUUUUUUUUGCAGAAAAAGCCAAAGAGAAGGUAGUGGAGGAAAAAGCGGAGAAGAAUGAGAGAGAAUUGGCCAAGCACCUUCUCACCGAUUAUUAUCAGUAUACCCGGCCGGUUCGCAACUAUUCCAGCGUGCUCAAUGUGACGGUUCAGCCACAAAUUUACAAUUUGGUGGAAGUGGUACUCGGGCAGUCGCUUAAAGCUUGGUAUUCAUUUUAUUUUCAGAACGAGCAAAAUGAACAAAUCAAAAUUUUGCUCUGGUUUCCACAAAGCUGGCAAGACGACUAUCUCGUCUGGGAUCCGAAAGAUUGGAACGGGAUAGACAGGAUCAUAAUUCCGAAAUCUCAAAUUUGGAUUCCAGACGGAUACAUUUUUAACACGUAGGUCAAUAGAUCACUUCAAAAUCUUUUUUCUAAACACAAAAAUAUUCAGAGUAGAAGAAACGGAACCAUUGGAGAAUCACAAUGCAAGAGUCAGAUAUGAUGGACGAGUUGAAGUCGAUUUCAAUAAAGUGAGUACAUAUUUUCCUCCUCUUUUCGCUGUUUCAGCAUUGUUUGUACUUGUUUUCAGCUCGUCGAUCUGACCUGUCCUAUGUCGGUGCUCUCGUUUCCAUUCGACGUUCAGUUAUGCGCCCUGCAGUUCGGCUCGUGGUCCUAUCAGGCACACGCAAUCAGCUUUAACGUUCUGGACACUUUUGUGCCUAAGAAAAGCGUAAAAACGGCUUGAAAUCCGUAGCCAAAAAUAUGUUUUUUUUUUCAGAAAAACUCAGAAUGGGAUAUUGUUUCUUUCAACGCAACAAAAAUGACUACAAAGUAUGGGGACACUCUCGGAGGAUUCAAUGUCUACGAGGAGAUUUUCUAUUACUUAGUGAGGUUUUCAACAUUUUGAUAUAAUAUCAAACUUGAACGAGUUUUUUGCGAUUUUGAGUUAGCAGAUCACGUUUUCCGGCUUGUACAAGCUAUUCAGUGGAAAAAUCUAUUCCUCCAAGUGAGAAAUCUGAAAAGUCGACAUUUUUUCCAAAUUUUUUUCACACUUUUUGAAACCCAGUACAAUCCGGGCCGAUUUUCGAAGGGCCUCUAUAAUAUACAUUAAUUUUGCAGGAACUCCGACGAAAGCCGCUCUACUACAUUGUGGUCAUUCUUCUUCCAUCUUUUCUCAUUGUCACCGUGUCAAACAUUGGUCUCUUUACACCCCACGGAGUGCAUGGAGAUCGUGAGGAGCAUGUGAGUUCGAAAAUCUGGAUAAAAUGUGAUAUUCAGCCGGUUUCAGGUGUCUCUUGGUCUCACUACGAUGCUCACGAUGGCUGUCAUUUUGGACAUGGUCACUGGUCAAAUGCCAAGGAGUAGUGAAGGAAUCCCUCUUUUAGGUGCCACCUCAAACUUUAUUUCUAAUUCAAGACCAUAUCGUUUCAGGAAUGUACGUUUUGAUAGAAUUCGUGAUAUCAGUCAUCGCCGUUUUGGUCUCCGUUGGGAUAAUCUUCGCCCACGAAAGAAUGCUCUACUUGGACGCGACUCCGCCGUAUUGGGUGUACCGACUUUUCUCAGACGAGUGCAAAAUGUCUCUUGAAGAAGUGAGUCGGGACUUAUUUCAAAACUGAUUUAUGCCGUUUUCCAUUUUUCAGAUUGAAGAAGAUUUUUGCUCGAAGCCAGCUGAUCUAGUGCAAGAACUCAGGUUUUGUAUGGAAGAAAUCAAAAAGUAUCUCGAUGAGCAGGUAGCUUUCAUAAAUCAACCUAACAACUCAUAGUCAUUAUUUUGCAGGAUUCAACCGAGAAAAAUCGAAUAAUAUGGCAGCGAUUUUUCUCAUGGGCCGAUAUUCUGUUCAGCAUUUUCUUUUUUGUUGCUAACUGUCUUGUGACGUUUUUCAUGUUCAUGGAAUUCAUUUUUUGAUAAUUUUGCUUUCGGCUAUAAAUAUUUUGUUUCACAAUUACCAUCGAUCUAUGCACGAUGAGUCAUGGAUACACGGUCGGACACGCCCACGCACGCGUUGAAGUCGGCCACCGGCAGCCAGAACGCGGCGAAAUUUCAGUCGCAUGUGGUGUCAAAGCUUCCUUCUCUCUCUCCUUCCUUUUUUCUUUUUAUGCCAGUUCUGUUUUCAGAUCAUGCUUGGGUUCUUUUCGGUCGUCUUGAAGCCGUUUCAAUCGAUUCGGAACAAGUUCCGAAAAAAAGAAGGAAGAAAACAUUUUGUUCCGUUUGAAUUAUUCGCUCUCCCGCUCGUUCCUCUUCUCAACAUUCUGACAUACAUGAACUUGGACGACCUGUAAGAAUCAUAAUUUUUGGCUUUUUGAAUAGUGUUUUUCAGAGCCAUGCUCUCGCAGACGUCUUGUGUCGGAAAACGGGCUGUCCAACUGACGAAGGCACCAGACUUUGACCUUUGCGUCAACUUUUCAUUUGACUUUCUGGUGUUCUUCAAAAGCGAGCAAGAACCAACGAUCUACGAGAUAGAGAGUCUGAAGUUGCGAAGUUUUUUCAAUUUUCAGUACUGGGUGAAUGGAAUUGAUCCGCUGCUGAAAAAAAUGGAUCACUUUGUGAAGACGUUCCGAGUUCCAAUCGGACGAAUGAUCAUCGACCUCAACUUGUUUUCUGAGGACAAACAAGAGUUAAUCGAUUGGAUAACUGCUCAACCCAAGGCUCCGAAACUCAUAAGACUAGAAGGAGUUAAUAUCGACGCAGAUCUCUUUCAUUUCGUCCUCGAAAAAAACAUGUCAGAGAGAGAACUGCAUUGCUGCGCCAUCCCCACCGAACCGCUUCGAGAUAAACUAACCAUUCACAUCGACCGAAUGACGUCAUGCAACUCGCAAUGGCUGACAAUCGGAAUUCUUCUCGAACUCGACUGUGCCUUAAUACAUCUCGCGAAGUCAGAACUCAAAACGAGCGACUUGAUCACGUUUGUCGCCAGUUGGAUGAACGGAGAGAUGAAACGACUGGAAUGGUUUGCGGUAUCUGGAAGAGAGGAGUACGACCUGCUAAGAAUAGUCGAUGGAUUGAGCACGACCAGACAUAGUCUCCUCGAAAACCGUCUGAUCACUUAGUAAGUCUCUUCUAAUCAAACAAAUUAAAAUCCAAACCAUGUGUUUACUUUUCCAGCACGGACUACAACUACGAAGAGACUUAUUUCCAAGUGUCUGGUGGAUACACGGUCCAAAGAAAUGACGGAGUUAAAAUGCUCAUCUCGAAUUACGGUAGAGGUGAUGUGUACGGAAUGAGCUUCGUCGUUUUUCCGGAAACCGUCAACCACCACUGUGUCGUACAGUCGAUAGAACUCUUGGAGCCCUAAUUGCUCAUUCUUUUGUGUUUCCUUAUUCUGACUUCCUGCCCUUUUUCGCUAUUUGUUGCCUUUUUAUCCAAAUUAUUAUGGGUUUCAUUGAUUAUUUGUCAAAUAAAGAAACAAUUAACAAAAAACUCACCCAUCUUUCCAGAAGUCAUUUGCGAAUUUCAGAACAAAUUAAUUUGUUCCAGCGUUGGCGGCCCAACAUAAUAGAACUGCGCAGAAUAGAACCGCGACAUAAUAGAACUGUUCGGAGCGCCUUUUAAGCCUUUCUGUAGAAAAAAUGUUUCGUAGAAAAAGAUAAUUUUUGAAUCUCGUGAUCGAUUCAUUGCAUUCAUUAAUUUCACUUCCGUCGUGAUUCCUCUUCUCUACGGUAACGAAAACCCACAGGAAAUAAUUUUAUUGUACUAUCAAAAACGAAAGGAAACCAAUUUUCUAGAUAUAAACUGUGGUCUUCUGCUUAAUUGUUCGUGAGACGAAACAUUUUGCGAAAGUUAAUUGAAAGGAACGGACAAAAUGCUCAUAUAAAUACACAAAAACAGUUCUAUUAUGUCGCAGUUCUAUUGUGUCGCGGUUAUAUUCUGCCCAGUUCUAUUAUGUUGGACCGUCGUUUCCGAUUGUUGUACAAAUGCAUGAAAAUGUUGUGAAUGACUCGCUCGUAGGCUCGCUGAGCUCAGCUAUGUGUGACACAUGUUUAACGUGUGAUACUUCCAGUUCAUCGAACCCUCCGUACCUUUUAUAGACUUCUCCUGCAGAAUCCUCGCCGAUCAGAAUUCCACUAUACCGGCUUGGACGCUCGGACGGCAGCCUCUGCCAGCAAAGAGAGAGUCCUUCUAUUCCUCUUCCUGCCUUUUUUUAUGCUUUCUUGCUGUUUCACAUGAAUUCUUCCUUUAUUUUUACUUAAAUCUCUGUCAAAAUACAACAGAUGCCACUUUCUGCUAAACAAGGCGCAGUACGAUGCUUCAAAAACCGGCGGGUGUCCGCCGGGCCUCCACAAGCGCUAGCUGAGGAGAGACCUGCAAAACGCGCAAGGCAACGUUGCUGGCGCGUUUCGCGUGAGCUACGUAGGCAUUACUGGUACAACAGUCGACGUCAGAUAAUUGUGCUCUUUGACUAGUGAAAUUCUCUUCUGUUCGCUGUUUCUCUCGUGUUUCACUGACAUUUUUAAAAUGAUUUUCUUGCAGGUGAUAUGAAUCUGAUAGGUUUAUUACUCUCCCUUUGCCAAUUGGCAUUUCUCGCCGCUCUCGACCGAAAAGGAGUGCAUACCACUUUGAAGGCCAACUGGGAUUCGACGUCACUUCUAGCCGAAGCCAGGUAAUUUCAGGCCCAAUUUCUCCUGCGGAAACUACGGAAUUUUCAGUGAAUUCAUCGCGAAUGAGAACGAAAAACUAUUUUUCAAAUUCAUCGAUAUUGUAAACAACGAGUCCGGUACCCUCAAUUGGGAGAAAUGUGAGUUUAUCGAUUUUUCAUGUCUCUCAACGUUUUCCGUUUUUCAGUGACGGAUGAGAAGAAAUACGAGUAUGCAAUCAAGACGGCUACAAAAGUCUUGCCGACGUCUUCGGUUGACCUUCUGAAGUUCGCACUGGCUCUCCGACAGUAUUCGCCACGUGUUCAGUCUUUCCAACAGGUACAUCCGCUCGCUGACCAAUUCCUUGGCUCUCAUUAAUCACCAACAUUCUAGAUUGCCGCCGAGUACGGGGAAAACUGCGACGUGUUUGCUGUUGUUGGAGAACAAGUGUCCUGCGAGUAUGACAAAGUUGACCAACUGACGAAGAACGCAAAGAAAGACAGUCAGAUUCUUGAAUCGGAUCAUGUUAUUGGAGACAAGAAGUCACCGAAGGCAGUCAUUCUAUACGGAGAACUCGGAACCGCCUCUUUUGCGAAGGCUUGGCAGAAACUGUCGAAGAGCCAGAAGAGCGGACUUAUCUUCCGUCAUUUUUCCAAGAACGUCGAGUCUAACCCAGUUUCCUUGUCUGGAUAUGGAGUUGAGUUAGCCAUAAAGAACACCGAAUACAAGGCUGUUGAUGAGAGCAACGAGAAGAAAAAUAUUGAGGAGGACGAGGCGGAUCUCUUCGGAUUCAACAUCAAACUGCUCAAGGAGCUUCAUCCGGAUUCCGUCGAGCAAAUCGAAGCGUUCCGGAUCAACCUCAAAGAUUCGGACGAAUUGACGCCGCUCAAGAGAUGGGAGCUGCAAGACCUCAGCUACCAGGCCGCCCAAAAAAUUGUCAACGCCGGACAAUCGGAAGCCCUUGGAACUCUCGAGGAAUACUCGCAAAACUUCCCGACGCACGCUCGUGCUCUCGCCAAAACCAGUGUCAAUGAGAAACUCCGUAAGGAAGUGCUCGAUAACCGAAAGUUGCUGGAAGAAUCUGGAAUCGACGUCGGAGAGACUUCCUUGUACAUCAAUGGAAUCAGUCAGGACAUCAAUAGCCUGGAUUUGUUCAAGCUUGCGGAUCUUCUCAAGCAAGAGAACAAGCUGGCACAAGGGUUCCAUGGAAUGGGAAUCAAUGUAAGUUUGAGUCAAUGUUAGAAAGCUAUAAGUUGCAUGAAAUUUCAGCGUGAAUACUUGUCAGUUUUGGUUGGCAUGGACAACUCGGAUGAUGAGAAGACGAGCUACGCCGUCGACCACAGAGAAGGAUAUCCAUUUGUGAGUUUACUCGCUUCAGACAUGAAAAUUGAUGUUACGUGCCUUGUUUUCAGUUCAUCAACAAUCUGGACACUGACAAGAAGUACAAGCAGUGGGGAAACAGCGUGAAAUUAAUGCUUCAGCCGUACUACCCCGGAAUGAUCCGUCCCAUCGCCCGCAACUUGUUCAGUUUGGUCUUCGUUGUUGACCCGAGCAGCUCCGAGGGACGAAAGUUCUUGAGAAUCGGGCAGACCUUCAACAAUCACGACAUUGCGAUGAGAAUUGGAUACAUCUUUGCGGUCAACCAAGAUCCAGAGGCCAGUGGGGAGAAUGACCUCGGAGUGGCGCUGCUCAAUCUGUUCAACUUUGUCGCCAUCGACUCCUCAAAUACUGAUGCUCUCAAGACUCUCAACUCGUUCCUCGAUAGUUAUCGCUCCAAAGAACCGACAAUUGAGGAUUUGAAGACAUUCUUCGAAGGAAAAUUCAGCGACACCAACUUCAAAGACGUAUUCGGAGCCGAUUCUGAUUACGACAAGGGACGCAAGCAGGGCUACGAGUUCUUGCAAAAGACCGGUCUCAGUGACGCGCCGAAAGUUCUGCUCAACGGAUAUGUGUUGGAUGAUGAAGGAGUCCGUGGAGACAACAUCGAGGAGACGAUCAUGAUGGAAGUGAUGAAGAUAUCUCCGAAACUCCAAAAGGCUAUCAUGAAUGGAAAGCUCACUGACCGCAUGAAUGUUGGUAACUGGGUGCUCGAACAGAAGGAAGUCAUGCCAAGAAUCAAUAAGAGAAUCCUCUCGGCUCCGAGCAAGCGCGCUUAUGUCGAUCUCCUCGGUUCUAAAGAAUGCAAAACAUUGAAGGGUGCCGAGGUUCUUCCAGACACUGACAAAGCCAGAUGUCUUCUGGAGACUACCAAAUAUCUCCAAAAGGCGACAAACGACGCAGUCCUGGUAAGUAAUCAGUUGGAUUUGGAGAAAUCACGCUCAUAAUUUCAGCCAGUUACCUUCUGGACGGUUGCCGACGCCGAGACAGUCGAUGGACGUCGAUUCAUCUACAACUCUCUCCAAAUCCUCAAAAACUCAGCCAAAUCUCGGAUUGGAAUCAUUUUCAACCCGGAGAACAUCGACAAGGCUUGCGAGCCGGAGAGCAUUUCUUCGUACAUCCGUGCCGCUCUCGAAUAUCUUUCAAUGGAUCAAGCCAAGCGACUGAUCCUCAAGUUGAGCAAUGAAGAAUACGCCGCCGACUUUAUUACCGGCAAGAUGACGUUUGACGAUCUGAGUGUGGGAGGAAUGGACACUGGCAAAUUCCUUGCUGAUAAGAAGAAACUGACCUGCGAACGCACUCGUGCUGAAGCCGGUCUCAUCAAGAGUGUCCUGGAAAUUGCCGGUGGAGACCGAGUCAUUGUCGGAAACACUCUUCAAGUUGGACCACUCGACAAGAACGAGCACUUGGAAGCGGCUGAUUUCAAACUCUUGGAGAACAUGCUUCUGUCCAGAGGAGCCGAAGUCAUCUCUUCGCACCUUACCAAAUGGGAGUUCAGUUCUGCCUACGGAGCCGGCUCCAAUGUCGUCUUCGCCAUUUCCGGACUCAUUGGAAAACACGCAUCAACUCAGAAGCGUACUUGGGUCAGCAUCAAGGGAGACGAGCACAGUGUCGUGACACUUGUGGCUGACGAGGCCGACAAACCAGCUAUCGAUGUGCUCGCCGUCGUGGAUCCACUCACAUUGGAGGCUCAGAAGCUCGGAACCAUUCUGCAAGUCAUCAAGAAGGUUACCAAUUGCGACAUCAAGAUUGUGAUGAAUCCGAAGGACAAGCACUCUGAGUUGCCACUCAAACGAUUCUACAGAUACGCCGCUGCUUCCGAACUUAGCUUCGAUCAAAAUGGAAACCUCAACGCAAAUGUCGUCAGAUUCGACGGACUUCCAAGCAAGCAGCUUUUGACACUUUCUCUCCAGGCUCCAGAUUCUUGGAUCGUCGAGGCUGUUUCUGCCAAGUACGAUCUGGACAACAUCAAGAUGGAACAAGCGUCCGGUGAUAUCGUGGCCGUCUUCGCCCUCCAGCAUCUUCUCGUGGAAGGGCAAUGCUUUGACGAAGUCAGUGGACAGCCACCAAGAGGAUUGCAGUUCACCCUUGGAACCGACAAGAACCCCAAGCAGUUCGAUACCAUCGUCAUGGCCAACUUGGGAUACUUCCAGCUGAAGGCCAACCCAGGAGCAUGGAAACUGGAGAUCCGUGAGGGAAAAUCUAGUGAUGUUUACAAGAUCGGCAGCCACGUCGGAGCCGAGAAGAUUGCCGAUGAUGUGCUCCAAGUGGUUAUCGAUUCGUUCACCGGAAAAUCGGUGAGAGUACGAGUGGAGAAGCGAGAAGGAAUGGAAGAGAGAAAUCUACUCGCCGACGAUGAGGAAGGUGUCUGGAGCAGUCUGAGCAAGUAAGUAAUCAUUAAUGACACGCAGAUAAGUAACAUUCAAUAUUUUAGUCUGGUGGGCAACAAGGAGAAGCCGCAAGAGACCAUAAACGUAUUCUCCCUGGCUUCUGGACACUUGUACGAGCGCUUCAUGAGAAUUAUGAUUGUGUCGGUCAUGAAAAACACGAAACACCCCGUCAAGUUCUGGCUCCUCAAGAACUAUCUGUCGCCGCAGUUCAAGGAGACUCUGCCGACCCUCGCCAAACAUUACGGAUUCGAUUACGAGCUAGUCGAGUACAAAUGGCCGAGAUGGCUCCAUCAGCAGAAGGAGAAGCAGCGCAUCAUGUGGGGAUACAAGAUUCUAUUCCUUGAUGUGCUCUUCCCACUCGACGUUCAGAAGAUCAUUUUCGUCGAUGCGGAUCAGGUGGUGCGCGCCGAUUUGAUGGAAUUGAUGAAGUUUGAUUUGGGAAAUGCGCCGUACGGAUACGUGCCAUUCUGUGAGAGCAGGAAAGAGAUGGAUGGAUUCCGAUUCUGGAAGCAAGGAUACUGGGCGAACCAUCUUGCCGGCCGUCGCUACCACAUUAGUGCCCUCUACGUCAUCGAUCUCCAAAAGUUCCGUCAGAUCGCCGCCGGCGACCGACUCCGUGGACAGUACCAGGGACUCUCCGGUGACCCGAACAGUUUGGCCAAUUUAGAUCAGGAUCUGCCGAACAACAUGAUCCACCAGGUGAAGAUUAAGUCGCUGCCGCAGGAAUGGCUCUGGUGCGAGACGUGGUGCGACGACGGUAGCAAGAAGAACGCCAAGACUAUCGACUUGGUGAGUGGAAUGAAAACUGCUUUAAUGAAAAUUCUUUUUUUUUCAGUGCAACAACCCUCUGACCAAGGAGCCCAAACUGGAUUCCGCAAACAGAAUCAUUGGAGAGUGGAAGAGUUAUGACGAUGAAAUCCGCGAAGUCAUCUCUGGAAACGGCGAGGAUCACACAAUCACAGAAAACUCUGAGCAUUCUCACACUGAGCUCUAG